AAGAAAACUGAACAAAUGAGAGAAAAAGUUAAAGAGGAAUAUGUAGCCAUGACCAAAGCCUGAGGAGACAAGAAAUAUUUAACAACUAAAGAAAUGAAAUGUUUUCUAAUGUGGAGCAGGUUUUAACCGAGCCUUUGUUUGUGAAUGAGGAAACAACGUUCAGAUUCACAGCGCUGCUCCUCUUCCUGGAAUAAACCAGAGCUUGAUCACCCCUCCCUCUUCCUCCUGCUCUCUAACACAGCCAGCUCCACUCUGUCCACAUAUUCCCUUGUUCCCUCCCCUUCAGAUCUACAGUUUAAAGGAGAGGCGUAACCAACAUGGUGGUGAAGCACAAGAGCUGACAGGCCCAGUUCACUGAACAAACACAUGUUGUUCAGAUCAGAAGUCAAAGUACAGACGCUGCUAAGGAAGUGAAACUCAGACAGUCAUUGCCACAGAGAGGUGAAAUGGCGCAGAAAGGAGUUGAGCUGGAUCGGGAAAUCUUCUCUUGUUCCAUCUGUCUGGAUCUACUGAAGGAUCCGGUGACUACUCCCUGUGGACACAGCUACUGCAUGAACUGUAUUAAAAGCUUCUGGGAUGGAGAGGACGAGAAGAAAAUCCACAGCUGUCCUCAGUGUAGGCAGACCUUCACACCGAGGCCUGUGCUGCUGAAAAACACCAUAUUAGCAGUUUUAGUGGAGCAGCUGAAGAAGACUGGACUCCAAGCUGCUCCUGCUGAUCGCUGCUAUGCUGGACCUGAAGAUGUGGCCUGUGAUGUCUGCACUGGGAGGAAACUGAAAGCUUUCAAGUCCUGUCUCGUCUGUCUGGCCUCUUAUUGUGAGAAACACCUCCAGCCUCAUUAUGACUCAGCUCCUUUCACAAAACACAAGCUGGUGGACCCCUCCAAGAAGCUCCAGGAGAACAUCUGCUCUCGUCACGAUGAGGUGAUGAAGAUGUUCUGCCGUACUGAUCAGCAGUGUAUCUGUUACCUCUGCUCUGUGGAUGAACACAAAGGCCACGACACAGUCUCAGCUGCAGCAGAAUGGACUGAGAGGCAGAGAGAGCUGGAGGGGAGUCGACAAAACAUCCAGCAGAGAAUCCAGGACAGAGAGAAAGACGUGAAGCUGCUUCAACAGGAGGUGGAGGCCGUCAAUCGCUCUGCAGAUGAAGCAGUGAAGGACAGCGAGAAGAUCUUCACUGAGCUGAUCCGUCUCAUGGAGGAAAGAAGCUCCGAUGUGAAGCAGCAGGUCAGAUCCCGACAGAAAAGUGAAGUGAGUCGAGUCAAAGAGCUUCAGGAGAAGCUGGAGCAGGAGAUCGCUGAGCUGAAGAGGAACGAAGCUGAGCUGAAGCUGCUCUCGCACACAGAGGAUCACAACCAGUUUCUACGCAACUACACCUCACCGUCAGGACUCAGCCAAUCUGCAGACUCGUCCGGCAUCGAUAUCCGUCCUCUGCGCUACUUUGAGGAUGUGACAGCGGCUGUGUCAGAAGUCAGAGAUAAACUGCAGGACGUUCUGAGUGAGAAGUGGACAAACGUCUCACUGGCAGUGACUGAAGUGGACGUUUUACUGUCCAAUUCAAAAGUAGAGCCCGAGACCAGAGCUGGAUUCUUAAGAUAUUCACGUGAUAUCACACUGGAUCCAAACACGGCAUCCACAAAACUGUUAUUAUCUGAGGAGAACAGGAAAGCAACAUUAAUGAGAGAACAACAGUCUUAUUCUAGUCACCCAGACAGAUUCACUACAUGUUGUCAGGUCCUGAGUAGAGAGAGUCUGACUGGACGUUGUUACUGGGAGGUGGAGUGGAGAGGAGGAGUAGUUUAUGUAGCAGUCGCAUACAAGAAUAUCAGCAGAACAGGGAGCCGGGAUAAAUGUGGAUUUGGAUUAAAUGACAAAUCUUGGGCGUUAGAUUGUGACAAAAACAGUUUUACAUUUUGGUACAACAAAGUCCAAACUCCCGUCUCUGGUCCUCAGUCCUCCAGAGUAGGAGUGUACCUGGAUCACAGUGCAGGUAUUCUGUCCUUCUACAGCGUCUCUGAAACCAUGACUCUCCUCCACAGAGUCCAGACCACAUUCACUCAGCCUCUCUAUGCUGGACUUUGGUUUGGUUCUUAUGGAGCCACUGCUGAGUUCUGUAAACUCAAAUAGACAGAAGUCAUUUAAGGAACAGCGGGUUAAAUUCUGUGUUUUAAUUCUUAAACUCAUUUUGUUUCCAUCUUUGUUGCUGAGAGCUGAUUUUUCUUCACCUGUCAAUCAAACAUUAUGGGCGGUACUUUGACAUCUUCUCAUUAUUGUUGUGUAAAUGUUUGAGUCUCUUUAGGUGGCGCUCCUUCCUGUGUCUGUUUAGCCACGGAGGCUAUCACUGCUCAUGAUGAUCUUUAUUUACCUGAACUGAUAUUUCUCUGCAUGAAAACAUGAAUUUAUCUGAGCUCUAAAUGUUUUAAUAUUAUUUUCAUUGGUGUUUGUGUUUAUUGUUGUGUCUAUUCAACUGCAUGGGUCUUAAAGAGAGAAAGCACCAGAGCUUCUUUUAUCUAAGAUAUUUUGUUCUCAUCACUUUUUGUAAAGAUAUCCUGAAGUUAAAUGAUGUUUAUACUUUUUGAUGAAUUAAUUGUUGUUUUUGUUGUUUCCAAAUUCACAUACAAAUAAGGUACUAUGAUGUAUUUUACAACUAAUUAUCAUGAUCAUAAUCAAUAAGAAAAUCAUUUAUUAUUCUCUUUUACAUAACUGAGAUUCUGGUCAAACAAAUUGAUUAUGUGGAUGAAGUGAAUCUGUACAUGAAAUCAUUGAACAAGAGUAAUUUAACAGACUUUAUUAAUGGGAUGUGAACAAACUGA
Messenger RNA from Anoplopoma fimbria (sablefish), 2812 nucleotides. Its product is annotated as tripartite motif-containing protein 16-like. The coding region runs from base 447 to 2126 and encodes 559 amino acids. Lineage: Eukaryota; Metazoa; Chordata; Actinopteri; Perciformes; Anoplopomatidae. The transcript has a single exon. Gene Ontology annotation, molecular function: zinc ion binding; protein binding. The record is from RefSeq and is a predicted model, not a curated record.